CAGCUCGAGACCGCCCUUGCUGCGCUCGUGCGUGCUCUACUGCCAUGUCUGCAAAGGGCAAGGAACCUGCCGUCAAGCUCGAGGACGACGUCGCCCUCUUCGACGACAAGGAACUCGACCGCAUCUUCAACCAAGAAGCCUCGCUCGUCUCGCGUGAACAAGAGGUCCUGCGCGUCCUCGCCGCCUUCAAGCUCAACCCGUACGAGAUCCUCGACCUCGACUGGAUGCCCUCAGCCACCGUCACCGACCAGGACAUCCAGCGCCAGUACCGCAAGAAGUCGCUCCUCAUCCACCCGGACAAACUCAAGCACCCGCGAGGCAUCGAGGCGUUCGACCUCCUCAAGAAGGCCCAAGUCGAGCUCGGCGACUCGACCAAGCGCAAGAACCUCGACGAGACGCUCAAGGACGCGCGCAUGCUCGUCCUGCGCGAGGUCGGCCUCCCUCGAGACGCGCCCGACGAUCACGAGCUGCUGCGCCCGCCAAAGAUGCGCGACCCAGACCUCAAGGAGCGCGUCAAGCGCAAGGCCAAGGAGAUCAUCAUCGACGACGAGCUGAGGAAGCGCAGGCUGCAGAAGAUGACGAUGAUCGCCGAGGGCGCCGAGGCCAAGCGGCAAGAGGACGCUCUCGUCGAGCGCAAGCGCAAGGCCGAGGAGAAGGAGCGAUGGGAAGAGACAAGGGAGGACCGAGUGCACGACUGGCGCACGUUCAACAAGAAGAAGAAGAAGAGCAAGAAGGGGCCAGAGGUGCUCGGCUGAGCUUCGGGGAGGAGGAGCGACUCGGAGAGACGGAGGAGAGGAGGGCGGCGUCAGGCUCUCCUGCCGCACUUGUACCUACAGCCCGAGUCGUUGAGCUUGCAUUCGACCCUGUUGUGCAGUCUC
This is a messenger RNA of Rhodotorula graminis WP1, 878 nucleotides long. RefSeq lists its product as uncharacterized. The coding region runs from base 45 to 755 and encodes 236 amino acids. The transcript is spliced from 6 exons. NCBI's taxonomy places the organism in Eukaryota, Fungi, Basidiomycota, Microbotryomycetes, Sporidiobolales, Sporidiobolaceae. The record is from RefSeq and is a predicted model, not a curated record.